Molecule: messenger RNA, 279 nt
Organism: Didymodactylos carnosus
Lineage: Eukaryota; Metazoa; Rotifera; Eurotatoria; Philodinida; Philodinidae
Source: the annotation of a GenBank genome assembly
ACUCUAGAAACAUUGAAGAAAGUGCAUGCUUUUCUUCCUGCAGAUGCGCGCAUUAUUCCUGGACAUGGCGUGGCGAUGAAGCGCGAAGAUCUCAAGUGGCACAUUGACUACCUUGCUGCAGUAAAGAUGAGUGUGCAAGAUGCGAUUGACCAAGGACUUAGUUUAGAAGAAACUGUCAAGCAAGUAACAACGCCAGAGUUUGGUGGUUAUGCACUGUUUGGAUGGGUUCAUUCUGAUCUUAAUGUGCCAGCAGCAUAUAAAGAUUUAAGUAAGAAGUGA